GUACGCGUCCGGCCGGAAACUUCGUCCUCCGUGGCCCAUGGUUCCGCGCGGGCUUCCGUGGCCCCGGGAAUUCCACGCCGGCUUCCGGUUGAGAAGUCUGCAGAAAUGGCUGUGGGUACCGUGGGUCCGGGGCUAGUGGACUGCCACUGCCAUCUCUCCGCCCCGGACUUUAACAGCGAUCUGGAUGAUGUGUUGGAAAAAGCCAAGAAAGCUAAUGUUAUGGCCCUUGUGGCAGUUGCUGAACAUGCAGGAGAAUUUGAAAGGAUUAUACAACUUUCAGAAAGGUAUACUGGAUUCAUCCUGCCAUGUCUGGGAGUUCACCCAGUUCAAGAACUUUCACCAGAAAAACCAAGAAGUGUGACAUUAAAGGAUUUGGAUGUAGCUUUGCCUGUUAUUGAGAAGUACAAGGAUCGGUUGUUGGCAAUUGGAGAGGUGGGGCUAGACUUCUCCCCCAGAUUUGCAGGCACCGAUGAAGAGAAGGAAGAACAAAGGCAGGUCCUGAUCAGACAGGUUCAAUUGGCCAAAAGACUAAAUGUGCCUUUAAACGUGCACUCACGCUCAGCAGGAAGACCCACCAUCAACCUCUUACGUGAACAAGAAGCAGAAGCUUGUGAAGCAGCUGCCUCUGAGCUCCAUUUGCUUAGAGACAGAUUCGCCUGCACUGGGACCAGAAAGACAGACACGGAACGAGCCCUGCAACAUUUCCAUCUCAGCAGAAUUCAUCGCCCAAGUGAAAGGGAUCUCAGUGGAAGAAGUCCGAGAAGUGACGACACAGAAUGCUUUGAAACUGUUUCCCAAGCUGCAGCACCUGCUCCAGAAAUAGCUGCAAAACCACCCACUGCACGGCCAGGGCAGCUCAGGGCAGCACCGGGGAAAACAAGCAUUUGCUUUAAUGGUCUGAAAUGAAGAAGCCACACUUUAUGUAGACAUUCAUAGUUUUACAGAAAUGUUUCUCUUAAAAACAAAUUCUCGGCUGGGGAGAUGGCUUGGACACUAGGAACACUCAGUUGCUGCUCUUCCAGAAGACUCACACAGUUCCCAGCACCCAUGCUGGGUGACUUGUAACUUCUGGCAGCUCCAUCCAACUCCAGAAGAUGCAAUCCCCUCUUAUGGCCUUGUCUGUCACUAGCACACAUGUGGCCUCUAGCACACAUGUGGCAUACUCCUACACAGACUCACAUAAACAUAAACAAAAAUAAUAAUAAAAUAACAAUUUCUAAAAACUAUUUUUUAAAAAGAGAGGUUUGGCUUGGCUAC
This is a messenger RNA of Phodopus roborovskii (desert hamster), 1257 nucleotides long. It is a transcript of the gene Tatdn3, whose product is annotated as TatD DNase domain containing 3. Bases 106 to 906 code for a protein of 266 amino acids. The record is from RefSeq and is a predicted model, not a curated record. The transcript has 9 exons. Gene Ontology annotation, molecular function: hydrolase activity, acting on ester bonds. NCBI's taxonomy places the organism in Eukaryota, Metazoa, Chordata, Mammalia, Rodentia, Cricetidae.